This is a messenger RNA of Salvelinus fontinalis (brook trout), 4790 nucleotides long. RefSeq names its product gamma-tubulin complex component 3 homolog. Bases 198 to 2900 code for a protein of 900 amino acids. Gene Ontology annotation, cellular component: centrosome; spindle pole; equatorial microtubule organizing center. Gene Ontology annotation, molecular function: microtubule minus-end binding; gamma-tubulin binding. The transcript is spliced from 21 exons. The record is from RefSeq and is a predicted model, not a curated record. Lineage: Eukaryota; Metazoa; Chordata; Actinopteri; Salmoniformes; Salmonidae. Gene Ontology annotation, biological process: meiotic cell cycle; spindle assembly; mitotic cell cycle.
UUUGGAGGGUAAUAUUUUCAUUUAUUUUUCCCAUCUCUUCUUGCUAGCAACGCCUCCAGUCAGGACGCUUUCGGCGGGUUCCGUUAAAAUGGCUGUUACUGAGAGUGGAAACCCAAAGCAAGAACAAUCGUAGUGGGUACAACUGCAUCCAGUAGUAUCGCUGGUGUCUGAUAAGGAAAAUAAAUGACUGCAACGCAAUGGCUGCCCUAGAUCAAAAGUCCCCCAACGUCCUCCUUCAAAGUCUCUGCUGCAGGAUCACUGGGAAGAGCGAAGCUGAAGUAGCCCACCAGUUCCAGUAUGCUGUGAGAGUCGUCGGGAGUAACUAUGCUCCCACCAUUGAGAGGGAUGAGUUCCUAGUGUCAGAGAAGAUCAAAAAAGAACUGCUGAAGCAGAGGAGAGAGGGUGACGCUGCCCUGUUCUCUGAGCUCCACAGAAAGCUGCAGACUCAGGGGGUGCUGAAACACAGGUGGUCCGUUUUAUACCUGCUGCUCAGUCUCUGUGAGGACCCCAGGAAACCGUCCAGGGUUGGCAGCUAUGGGGCGCUGUUUGCCCAGGCCCUCCCCCGGGACGCCCACUCCACCCCGUUCUACUGCACCCGGCCUGGGAGCCUGCCCCUCAGCUACCCCGAGCGCUCGGGGCCCGGGGGCGUCCAGAUCUCCACCAGCAUGGGCACCAGUGGCAUCAGCAGCCUGGGGGUGUACUCCCUCAACGGGCCCACACCCACCCCUCAGCCCCUGCUGGCCGGACACCCACCCCAGACAGCAGGGCAGCAGCUGGGCUCUCGGCUGGCGUGGGCCCUCCCCAACACCUCCGCCCUGGCACCUACCUCACGGGCCCCGCUCGGCCCCCCACCCCUGUCCACCCGGGCCCCCAGGCCACGCCAUGACGGGGACCUCACUGCGGAGGUUGGUGAGGCUGCGCUGGUCCGAGACAUCCUGUAUGUCUUCCAGGGGAUCGACGGCAAGUUCAUUAAGAUGAGCAACACAGACAACUGCUACAAGAUCGACUCCAAGGUCGUGCUCUGUAAGUCUCUAAGGGACACCAGUAACCGAUUGGCUGAGCUGGGCUGGCUCCACAACAAGAUCAGGAAGUACACUGACUCGCGCAGUCUGGACCGAGCCUUCGGCCUGGUGGGACAGAGCUUCUGUGCCUCCCUGCAUCAGGAACUGAAGGAAUACUACAGACUUCUGGCAGUGCUGCACUCACAGUUGCAGGUGGAGGAUGACCAGGGAGUGAACCUGGGAGUGGAGAGCAGUCUGACCCUCAGACGUCUCCUAGUCUGGACCUACGACCCUAAAGUCCGCCUCAAAACCCUGGCUGCCCUCGUUGACUUCUGCCAAGGGAGGAAGGGAGGUGAACUGGCGUCAGCGGUCCAUGCCUAUGGGAAGACAGGGGACCCUCAGAUGAGAGCUCUGGUGCAGCACAUCCUCAGCCUGGUGUCACAUCCCAUCCUCAACUUCCUCUACCGCUGGAUCUACGAUGGAGAGCUGGAGGACACUUAUCAUGAGUUCUUUGUGGCGUCUGACCCCACGGUGAAGACAGACAGACUGUGGCACGACAAGUACUCACUGAGGAAGUCCAUGAUACCCACCUUCAUCACCAUGGACCAGGCCCGCAAGGUUCUGCUCAUUGGAAAGUCCAUUAACUUCCUGCAUCAGGUGUGCCAUGACAGAACCUCACCAGGGAAAAUCACCCCGGCCUCCAAGUCUACAGGCUCCCCCAAAGAUGCUGCAGAGCUGUUAUCAGACCUGGAGGGGGCGUUCCAGGGGAAGAUAGAUGCAGCCUACUUUGAAACCAGCAAGUACCUGCUGAAUGUCCUCAACCAGAACUAUCUGCUGCUGGAGCACCUGCAGGCCAUGAGACGAUACCUGCUGCUGGGCCAGGGAGACUUCAUACGCCAUCUCAUGGACCUGCUAAAACCAGAGCUGGCCCGCCCAGCCACCACUCUGUACCAACACAACCUGACAGGCAUCCUGGAGACAGCCGUGAGGGCCACCAACGCCCAGUAUGACAACGCUGAGAUCCUCAAGAGACUGGACGUACGCCUGCUGGAGGUGUCUCCCGGGGAUACGGGCUGGGACGUCUUCAGUUUAGACUACCACGUAGAGGGUCCUAUCGCCACGGUGUUCACACGGGAGUGCAUGAGCCACUACCUGCGCGUGUUCAACUUCCUGUGGCGAGCCAAGCGUAUGGAGUACAUCCUCACUGACAUCUGGAAGGGACAGAUGUGCAACGCCAAGCUGCUUAAGAGCAUGCCAGAGCUGUCUGGCGUGCUGCACCAGUGCCACAUCCUGGCCAAUGAGAUGGUCCACUUCAUCCACCAGAUGCAGUACUACAUCACCUUCGAGGUGCUAGAGUGUUGUUGGGAUGAGCUGUGGAACAAGGUAGAGAAGGCCCAGGAUCUAGACCACAUCAUCGCUGCCCACGAAGGAUUCUUAGACUCUGUGAUUUCCCGCUGCCUACUGGACACUAACAGCAGGUCCUUGUUGAACCAGCUGAGGGCAAUCUUUGACCAGAUCAUAGAGUUCCAGAGUGCCCAGGACUCUCUGUACCGCUCUGCCCUGGAGGAACUCACCCUGCGGCUGCAGUACGAGGAGCGGAAGAAGCAGAGGGAUUCUGAGGGUGAGUGGGGCGUGACAGCUGAACAGGAGGCAGAGGAGAAGAGGAGGAUCCAAGAGUUCCAGGAGACCAUACCAAAAAUGCGCUCUCAGCUGCGGAUACUAACACACUUCUACCAGGGCAUAGUGCAGCAGUUCCUGGUGCUGAUAAUGACUAGUCCAGACGAGAGCCUACGCUUCCUCAGCUUCAGACUGGACUUCAACGAGCACUACCGGGCCAGAGACCCCCGUCUGAGGGCCUCACUGGGGGCCACCAGGGGCCGGCGGCCCUCCAACAUCUGACCUGACGCACACCACCAUGUCACAACAUAGGGACAGAGAGCCACACAGAAUCUGCCUUGAUACUAUUUAUAUAUGACAUGAAGAUGACAUUAAAGUAGGGCUAGAUGGAAUCUGUUGUGAUGACAUCACAAUAGAACCAGACAGAACAUUGACAUCACAAAAGAGCCAGACAGAAUCUGUUGUGAUGACAUCAUAAUAGAGCCAGGUGGAGAGAAUGCCGCAUUCAAAACAACUAGGAACUCUGAAAUCUCCGACUUCAGUGCGUUCAAAACAACUGUGAACUUGGUAAAAAAACAAGCUCCAACUGGGAAAAAUCUUUUUGAACGGUCAUCCAACUCGUAAUUCCAAGUCAGGAACUCGGGCCUCUUUCCAGAGCUCCGACUUUCCGACCUGAAGAUCACUGACUUCAUGAUUUGACCUAGUUUUUUUCAGAAUUCCCAGUUGUCUUGAACAGACAACAGACAACUGGGAAUUCUGAAAAAAACUAGGUCAAAUCAUGACGUCAGUGGUCUUCAGGUCAUAAGUCGGAGCUCUGGGAAGAGACGCCAAAGGAGGAUGAUGUAGUGGUGACUUCACAGAUUCCAUUUGGCCCUGCAUUUUAACACCUCAAGACAAAUAGGGCUAACUGGGAUUCAUUUCACUAUGACAUAAACAAACAGAACAUUUUGAAACCCUGCCUCCUCCCCCAAUGUCAUUGGCAAAUGACUCACACAAACAAACACACACGCUCAAUUCACCAUACACACACACAUCCACGUUUCCCACUCUUUCACAGUCCCCUCUUGGGAGAUGUGGUUUUAGAAACCUGUCAUUUUAGUACUCUGCCUCCAGCAUCCAGCUGUGUUCACCCUCACCUCUUCGAGGUGUCUGAUAGGCUACCAUCACCGUGUGAAUUUCAUAUUGUACAUUUAAUAAUGAACAGAAUGUCUUGAUUUGAUUGGUUUGUUUACAUGUUCUGUGAAUAUUUUGUUUCGUUUUUCUUACUGACGUUUUUCAUACCAGUGUCUUAAAGUCUGCGGUGUGUUUUAUAACUGUUAAUAAACACUGUUAUAGCUGUUUAGCAACUGUAUUAUGGAACCAACACAGCAGGCUCCCACCCACCUCUCUAAAGAGAUUCAAGAAUAAUGCCCACAUCCCCUAAGGCUAAAAGAUGGACAGACGUUAGGAUUUUAAUAGUGUUUUGUAUUAUUUAGCUGGGUUUCUCUUGAUUCUCCUUGCAGACUGUGGCCUCUGUUCUGCAUGUCAAACUGUCAUGUUGAACCAGCUCAAUUCCUUAAUUGUACAAGACAGAUUUGUCAAAUGUGUUGCACCCAACUUAUGCCACUUUUCUCUCCUGACCACUCAGACAAACCUGGGAAAAUACUUUUGUCAUACUGCGACAUUAAACCUUGAAGAAGCUACAAGUGGAAUGGUAACUGUAUGGUGACAUAACUAGCCUUUCAAAACCUUUCUAUGAUGGAGUAUACUGUAGUAUUCGGGUGCGUCUCAAUAGUCAAAGGUGGCUUCCUCGCCUCCCUUCCCUUGUCACUGAUCUGAAAGCGACAUGGAAGACGCUUACCAGGACUUGCUUUCAUUCACCUGUCUGCAGAGCAGAUGAAGGGAAGGAGGCAAUGAAGCUAUUGGAUGCGUCCUAAAUGGCACCAUACAUAAUAGGGUGCCAUUUGAGAUGCUGAGUUAGAGAUGCACCCUUUAGUGUUUUAACCCCUCCAAGCAGGCUCCCCUGUCUUUCUUUCCAAUCACAAGUUCUCAUCAGGGCGUGCCAAGAGAAGAUGCUACCGGAAGACCUCUGUCUGUAAAUCCUGUCCAUUGUAUAGCACAGAUGUAUAGAAAUGACAUGCAAUGGACACAAACAUCCUGUCAUCUCUUUAAUAAUAAAGUCAAGUUUUUUAA